AUGCACUCUCCCACACACCCUCUACCAGCAAGCCUCACGCCGACCGAAGCCGAUGAAUCUUCCACCUCGUCGCACCACACCGUCAGCACUGACACCGACCAACCCCCGGCCACACAGCCCUCAUCCUCAUGUGACUGCUUCGCGCACCUACGACCUGCCAACCUCGAGGCAUGUCUUGCCUUCGAUGAGGUAGCUUCAGAGAUCAAAAACGCGCCGAACGCGUUUCCCUACCACCGCAACUUCAUUUCCAUCGAGACCAUCGUGCCGCUCAGCUCGCUACAGCACCCGCCCCAUGAUGAAGAACCGCUGAGCCAAAGUCAAAGCCAAUCCGGAUUCCUCCCGCAGGCCAGCGCCACGGAAACGGAGACGGACGAUGAGACGACGGCAACUCAGGACCCCCGCCUCGUCUGGACGGGGCACUACCGCUUCUCGUUCGACGCGCCGCUGGAGCUGCCACCGCUGGGAUGGCGCGUCGGUUCUGGACGGUGGAAGAAGAGCACCAAAGCGAACGCUUCUGCCGCCUCCACCGCCGCUGCUUCGGUCCGUAACCACGGCGGCGUCGACCUGCUGCUGGCCAAGACGCGGGUGCCGGCGUCCGGACUGGCGGGGCUGCACGCACGCUUCGCGUUCGAGCGCAACGGGGCGCUCAUGCUGGUGGUGGAGAACCCGCGGCGGCCGACGGUGGUGCUGGGCGACGAGAGCUUCGACGCGGGCAGCCGGGUGCUGGCGAAGCCGCGCUGCCGCAUCGGGCUCGGCAACCUGGCGUACGUGUUCGAGUACGUGGUGCGCAGCGGCGGGCCAGAAAAGGAGCGCGCGUUCCAGCAGCGGCUGGGCCGCUUCCUGCGCGAGACGUUCAGAGGCCGCGAUGCUACGCCGCCGCGCGAGUUGCUGGCCAGCCCUGCCGAGGCGGAUCAUCCGCUGUGCGAUUGGCUGAUCAGGGGCACGGUGGGGAGGGGUGCGUUCGGGACGGUGACGGCGGCAAGGCAUAGGGUGACGGGGAGGAUCGCGGCGGCGAAGAUGGUGGUGAGGACGCAGAGGAGCGUGGGCGAAUGCAUGAAGGAGAUUGAUAUCUGCGCGAGGGUGCCGGAGCAUCCAAACGUUUCCACCCUCAUCGACACCAUUUACGAACGCGGCGAGCGCUGGUAUACCGGUCCACGCCCCGAACGCGUCUGGCUCAUCUCCUCCCCGUUCGUGCGGGACACGCUGGCCGCCUACAUCCAGUCCUCAUCUUCGACCUCCUCCUUCUCCGCCCCCCUACCCCCGCAGCUCCUCCACGUCCGCCUCACACUCUUCUAUCAGCUCCUCUCCGGCAUCGCCCACCUCCACUCCCACGGCUUCCUCCACCGCGACAUCAAGCCCGCAAACCUGGGCAUCGUAUCGAUGCCGCCUGUUGCCAGCACCUACCCGCUCUCUUCGUCCAUCGCCACCGUUGCCGUCGCUGCUGCUGCGAACAACAAUAACAGGCUACCACCGCACCAGCAGCCGCGCAUCGUCAUCCUGGACUUCGGCCACGCCAUCCACGCGCCGCGCGCGCUGCCGCGGCCCGGCGCCGUCGGCACGGUGCCCUACCUGGCGCCCGAGAUGGAGCACGCCGAGUACGGGUCGGGCGUCGACGUGUGGGCGCUCGGCGUCGUCGGGUGGCAGCUGUUCGUGCAGAAGGCGCUGCCGUGGCGGCGCGUCCCCGAGGAAGAGGCCGUGUGGAUGGGGAGGGUGGCGGCGUUGAGGGAGAAGGUCGAGGAGAUGGGUGACGACGGGGAGAAGAGCGUGUUCGGGCUCUUGCUGCGGAUGCUGGAGUGGGAUGAGGAGGAUCGGGUGGGGGCGAAGGAGGCGUUGGGGCAUGCUUGUUUCAGGAGGGUGAGGGAGGAGGUGGAGAGGGGGGAGAAGGAGGGGGCGAGGAAGAGGGUGAGGAGAGGGUCUUUAGAAACAUAG
This is a messenger RNA of Lasiodiplodia theobromae, 1929 nucleotides long. RefSeq names its product Protein kinase domain containing protein. The transcript is spliced from 2 exons. Gene Ontology annotation, biological process: protein phosphorylation. The record is from RefSeq and is a predicted model, not a curated record. The coding region runs from base 1 to 1929 and encodes 642 amino acids. Gene Ontology annotation, cellular component: cytoplasm. NCBI's taxonomy places the organism in Eukaryota, Fungi, Ascomycota, Dothideomycetes, Botryosphaeriales, Botryosphaeriaceae. Gene Ontology annotation, molecular function: protein serine/threonine kinase activity; ATP binding.